Messenger RNA from Andrographis paniculata, 1799 nucleotides. Its product is annotated as endoplasmic reticulum oxidoreductin-1-like. Gene Ontology annotation, molecular function: FAD binding; thiol oxidase activity; protein-disulfide reductase activity. Gene Ontology annotation, biological process: protein folding in endoplasmic reticulum. The coding region runs from base 182 to 1537 and encodes 451 amino acids. The transcript is spliced from 8 exons. The record is from RefSeq and is a predicted model, not a curated record. Lineage: Eukaryota; Viridiplantae; Streptophyta; Magnoliopsida; Lamiales; Acanthaceae. Gene Ontology annotation, cellular component: endoplasmic reticulum; endoplasmic reticulum membrane.
CCCAGUUCAUUCUAGAACACCACCUAGUAAAGUCGCCGGAAAAUCAAAAUACCAGCUGCCGCCGCCAACGAUUUUGUUGUUGUUCUCUUUUCCUUUGCGUGUUCAAAUGAAUCCCCACAUUCAGAGCUUCCUUUAAACAUUCAGUCAACAUCCUCGAAAAUUAUUUUCCACUCACAUAGUGAUGGUGAAAUCCACUGAUCAACAGAAAAGACGCGGAAGCCAAUGGAGUUGGAUUUUGAUCGGCGCAAUCAUUGUUGUCCUGCUUGCUGUUGCAUUGGUUCCAAGGAAUUUUCCAGUUAGUUUGCUCAUUCAUCGCGUCGGGAGUUGUUUCGGCGGCUGGAAGGAAGGGCUCAAAUACCAUGGACUUGUGGAGGAUUGCUGUUGUGAUUAUGAGACUGUGGAUCGUAUCAAUGAAGAGGUGUUGCAUCCAAUGCUCCAACGUCUUGUUAAGUAUCCAUUCUUCCGGUACUUUAAGGUCAAAUUAUGGUGUGAUUGUCCUUUCUGGCCUGAUGACGGUAUGUGCCAUUUGAGGGACUGCAGCGUCUGUGAGUGCCCCGAAAAUGAGUUUCCUGAAACAUUUAGAAAGCCUCUUGGCAAAAGUCUCUCAUCAGAUGAUCUUCUCUGCCAAGAGGGAAAGCCAGAGGCUAUUGUUGAUCGUACCAUAGAUACUAAAGCUUUCAAAGGCUGGAUGGCAGUAGAUAAUCCUUGGACAAAUGAUGAUGAAACCGACAAUGCCGAAAUGACAUAUGUUAACUUACAAUUGAACCCUGAGCGCUACACUGGCUACAGCGGUCCAUCUGCAAGAAGAAUAUGGAAUGCUAUUUACAUGGAAAAUUGCAACAAAUAUCCGUCCGAAGAGUGCCAAGAAAAAAGGAUAUUGUACAAGUUGAUUUCUGGUCUUCACUCCUCCAUCUCAGUUCACAUAGCUGCUGAUUACCUGCUCGAUGAAAAAAAAAGCACGUGGGGCCAAAAUCUGUCCUUAUUAUACGAUCGUGUCGUGAAAUAUCCAGACCGUGUCAGAAACUUGUAUUUCACUUUCCUCUUCGUUCUCCGAUCAGUGACAAAAGCCGCAGAUUACUUGGAAGAAGCUGACUACGAUACUAACAAUCCCGUGGAUGACCAAAACACCCGUUUCUUAAUGAAGCAGCUGCUCUACGAUCACAAGCUACAAUCUGCAUGCCCUAAGCCAUUCGACGAGGCCAAAUUGUGGAAAGGCCAAAGCGGACCAGAACUUAUGAAGCAAACACAGCGUCAAUUCAGAAAUAUAAGUGCCCUGAUGGAUUGUGUGGGGUGCGAAAAGUGCCGUCUGUGGGGUAAGUUGCAGGUAUUAGGCCUCGGCACUGCAUUGAAAAUCCUAUUUUCGAUUGAUGGCCCGACUCAGCUGCAGCUGCAGACAAAUGAAGUAAUAGCUUUGAUGAAUCUGCUGAAUAGGCUAUCGGAGUCGGUUAAAUUUGUGCGUGAAAUGGGGCCUUCAGCUGAAAGAAUGUUUGGGAAGAUCAUUGGAGGACAGAAUGAUCAAGUAACUCAUCACUUUUGAAUUUUUGAUACCUUAAUUUUCAGUAUUAUUGCAUGCUGUAUAUGUAUAUGUAUAUGUAUGUGAGUUUUUGAAGUAUACAAAAGUAAAGCUGGCUGAGAUCUUUCCUGAUUGGUAAGAGACUAUUGCAUUAAAAAUAUGUCUAUAUUUAUAUAUUUUAACUCAUUUUCAAAUUAUCCUUAAACAAUUCAAAUUACCAGGGAUUCGUUAGAUAAUGUGACAUGGAGGUUACAAACUACUUAUAUAUUUAUGUAUUAGGUAUAAA